UUGUAUUACACGCCGAUAGUACACAGUUGUACCGUUAUCUGUAACCUUUAGCACGUGAUAUGCUCAAUCGUUUAGUAACAUCGCCGACACCGCCGUAUUGCAUAGAAGGACGGGGAUAUAUACCACACUUUUAUUGCCUGUUAUGACGAUACGUACAUAACAUCUUGAAAUGGCAAGAAAGAGAAUUUCUAAGAGGCCAGCAGGCGGUCAUCCGCGUGUACCCGUCCAUACUGAUACCGGAAGUGACUCAAUUCCAGCCCCAGUGACCUCAUCAAUUAGAGUCAUACUACUUGUUCUGAUUGGUCUGGGAAUUUGUGCUUUCUUAUUUUACCCCGAUAUAACGCGGUUGGUUAGCAGUCUCCAAGGAGAUGCAGGUCAGACUGCAAAGGAACAAAGAGGACUGCCUGACGACCAGCACAGAAGUGAUCAACAGUUCCUCUCCGACGAAGAGGAAACCUUCAAUGACGGACAACACGAAGAUCUUAUGAUGACGGAGGAAGGGGAUAUGGAGGUAGAAGUGGAAGAUCAUGAUGAGGAAACAGUAGAAUAUGACCAAAGGGGUGCAUUAGAGGAAGAACCGCUCAAAAGCAAUCCUGAGCUUAAACGAGAACCCGAAAGACCGCCGAAAGAUGAAGUGAAGAGAACUGAACCUGAGAAAAUGUCUGAAAGAGACACAUCAAGUAAAACAGCCCCACAGGAUGAAAAGAAAUUUCUUAAAUUUACGAAAGACGAAGCCAAUGUUAAAAGUGUUGACAUUAAGAUGGAGGAUAUGACGAAAGAGCCUGUCAAAAAGAAGCCAAAAGAAGCUAAACCCAAGAAAAAACAAAAGGAGGAGACGUCCAAUGAAGAUGACAAGGAUCUUCCCAAAGAGGUUCGUGACUUCAAACCAAGGAUUCUGAGCACCGUUACAGCUAAGAAGAUAUUUGCCGAUGGUCGACGUAUCCCGCCCGUGGAACUGCUGCCUCAGAAGCCAACCAACAGCAGCGUCAGGGUGUUCCUGUUCGACGAGUUCUUAUCGACGCUGGAGUGUGACGGUUUGAUGAAGGCGCACGACAAGCACGUGCAGGAUGCCGGCAAGCAGGACCCCAUCAUGUGCUUUGACAGCAUUGGCACACUGAAGAAACACUUAGAAGAAGCUAAAAAGAAAAUACGUGUCACACCUAACGUGUUUACAGAAGGAACAAAAUGCUUGAAUGCCACAUUUUCACGCCAAAUUGGCGACUUGAUUCACCGGAACUGGAGCUACAGCACGGCAUUCUACCCAGGAGAAAGCAAGUUCUCGUCCAUCUUUGCCAACAGAGUGAAGGCCGCUAUGGGUCUUGAUCAGGAAAAUGGCGGGAAAUUUCAGCUGACGUCAUAUCCGAAAGGAAAAGCGUACAAGUCUCACACGGACUGCGUGGAAGGGGGCGAGGACAAGAGGGACAGAGUGGCCACGGUGCUGGUGUAUCUUCAGGACGUCGAGGAAGGCGGCGAAACACGUUUUCCCGAGCUGGGUAUAUGGGUAAAGCCAAGGAAAGGUCGGGCGUUGGUAUGGAACAACAUGAGCCCUGAUGGCGACUGUGAGCGCCACUCUCUCCACACGGCUUCCAAAGUCGACAAGGGCAACAAAUACAUACUGAUACGAUGGUACUACUACAAGAGUUUCUUUUCACUGGGCAAGCGUCCCCCAGAACCACCGCUACCCGCGAGAGAGACGGGCCAGCCGCGGGUGUCAUGUGACGAGUUUGAGUACGGCAGCUGUCGGUGGUAUGACGAGUGGAGCUACGAGCACUUGCUGGAUUAUGAACGCCAGAAGAUGACUCUAAUAUGAACCAUCAUCCCUUGAUCAGCUGGCCUUGGCUGUUCGAUAUGCGAUCACUGGUCAUCGCUUUCCCGCUACCUUGUAGUACGAUAUUAAACACGCCAUCAACCAAUCAGGGGCGCAGUUAUCACAAAGAAUAUUUCAUUGAUCAAAUCAUAUCUGUUAUAUUCAACGUCGUUCAUGUGAGAUUUCUGUAUUGGUCUUUGGAGAAUAAAUGUAUUUUAAUAGAUGGGAA
Messenger RNA from Haliotis rubra (blacklip abalone), 2036 nucleotides. RefSeq lists its product as uncharacterized. Gene Ontology annotation, biological process: peptidyl-proline hydroxylation to 4-hydroxy-L-proline. The record is from RefSeq and is a predicted model, not a curated record. Bases 170 to 1810 code for a protein of 546 amino acids. Gene Ontology annotation, molecular function: procollagen-proline 4-dioxygenase activity; iron ion binding; L-ascorbic acid binding. The transcript has 7 exons. Gene Ontology annotation, cellular component: endoplasmic reticulum. Lineage: Eukaryota; Metazoa; Mollusca; Gastropoda; Lepetellida; Haliotidae.